AUGGUUGAAAGUGGAACAACAGUGAGCAUUUCAACAUACGGUAUAAUUCUUGGAGAACUUUGUAGGAAUAAUUGCACUGAGGAAGCAAUCAUACUGUUCCACAAAUUAGGUGCAAUGAACGUGAAGUUCGAUAUUACAAUAUUCAAUACCAUGAUUGAUGCAAUGUACAAGGUUCGAAGAAGAGAAGAAGCUAACAUUUUGUUUGCUGCAAUAUCUGCCAAUGGAUUGGUACCUAAUGCUUCUACCUACAGAAUAAUGAUAACAAAUCUUUUAAAAGAAGGAUCAAUGGAAGAAGCUGAUCAUAUGUUUUCAUCAAUGGAGACGAGUGGUUAUGCUCCCAGCUCCGUUCUAUUAAAUGCUAUCAUCAGAAUGUUGUUAGAAAAAGGUGAGAUAGUCAAGGCUGGAAAUUAUUUGUCUAAAGUUGAUGGGAAGAGCAUCUCACUUGAAGCUUCAACUAGUUUGUUGAUGUGGCAUCUAUUUUCAACGGAAGGAAAAUAUCAUGAGCAAAUAAAAUCACUCCCUGAAAGGUAUCGAUUUUUCGGAGUCAGACACAGUUGA
Molecule: messenger RNA, 558 nt
Organism: Triticum turgidum subsp. durum (durum wheat)
Lineage: Eukaryota; Viridiplantae; Streptophyta; Magnoliopsida; Poales; Poaceae
Source: the annotation of a GenBank genome assembly